Messenger RNA from Pelobates fuscus (common spadefoot toad), 1437 nucleotides. It is a transcript of the gene PLEKHB2, whose product is annotated as pleckstrin homology domain containing B2. The coding region runs from base 130 to 846 and encodes 238 amino acids. Gene Ontology annotation, biological process: regulation of cell differentiation. The record is from RefSeq and is a predicted model, not a curated record. NCBI's taxonomy places the organism in Eukaryota, Metazoa, Chordata, Amphibia, Anura, Pelobatidae. Gene Ontology annotation, cellular component: membrane. The transcript has 8 exons.
GAAGGAAAUAUUGUCUUUGCAUUGAUUCUCGACCUGAGCUUAUUAUCUCAGUACCUUUUUUAUUUUAUUUACUGCAAUACAAUAUAUAACUACUAGAUUUCAUCUUUUAUUUAGCAGCCUACUUUCAAUAUGAAUAGCAAAUUAGCUCCUGAAGACAUGAACGUCGCUAUGUACCAGAAAGAAAAAAAGGGAGCAGAAGAUAUGGCUUACGUAAAAAGUGGAUGGCUGCUUCGGCAAAGCACCAUUUUGAAGAGAUGGAAAAGGAAUUGGUUUGAUUUGUGGUCAAACGGAUGUCUGAUCUAUUAUAGUGAUCAGGAACGGCAAGAUACGGAAGAUAGAAUGUACAUGCAAAUCGACUGUGCAAAUAUCAGAGUGGGCGAGGAAUGCAAAGAUUUAAAUCCACCGGAAGGAAAAGGCAAAGACUGUUGCCUACAGAUUAUAUGCCACGAAGGACAUGUUAUCAACCUUGUUGCCGAAAGUGCAGAUGAUUGUUUGGCUUGGGAAAGUGCUCUGCAGGAGGCUAGGACCAAGACACAUAUCCUGGCCCCACAUUUAUUAUACGAUGAGGCAAUCCUUGGUUCCGCCCCACCACCAUACACACCAUAUGAUGCGCCACCGGCAUAUGGGUAUGAUCAGCAUCAUGGAGGAUAUCCAGUACAAGGAGCUCAAGUUGUCUACACCAGAGAUGGACAAGCGUAUUAUGCGCAGCAAGGUGCGGGUGUACCUCCUGGUAAUCAUAUCAUCAUCCGAGAGAGAUACUAUGACCAUGACGGGGAUCUUGCCAUGGGAAUGCUUGCCGGAGCAGCUACUGGGAUGGCUUUAGGCUCUCUCUUCUGGGGAUUUUAGACAUCGUAAUGAAGAGAUUAAGUGCUCCAAGUUGUAUUUAUUUGAUGCUACAUGAAUUGGUAGUUUUCAGCAGAAUGUAAAUUCUAUAAUUACUUAAAUGUCCCUGUCUUUAGCACAGUAACAAUUAUACGAAUCUGAUAGUAAGGCAAAAAGUACAGCUUAUCAUACGUUAUACGCUCGUAACAGACAGAGUGAUAAAGCAUCAACCCCUUUUCUUGGUGUGUAUUCAUUACACAGGAAAUAAAUGGAGAACUGGUAAGGGAGGUCCAAAUUUGGGUACCUGCGCCAGGUACAUUAAUGAACUGAAAAACCAUCCGUUUCUCGUGAUAUGUUCAUUUAUUAGAAAUGUCUUGCUUUACAACCCUGAUCUGCAUACUGUGUGUGAUGGACUCACCAUAAUUCAAUUUCUAUAAAUGGUCGAGUUGCUUAUAAGCUAAGAGUAUAUAACAGAAUAACCCCAAUAGAGUUAAACUCAAUAACGGUGUCUAACGAUUAAUGAGCAUACAGAGAGGGCAGUCAUUUAUAUAUGUAUGUAAUAUGUUAAAAGAUUACUUUAUUAAUGAAGAUAAAUUAAAAUCUAUGUAAACCAUA